CAUAACUUCUUGUAAAUAUCUAAGAGAAUGUAUUAUAUUUAUAGUAUCUAUUGACUAUUCGCGACCUUUGUUCACGACACAUGUAUAUCUGUUGUGUAUGUACCUUAUUACAGUUAUAUUACUUUUUUUUUAUAUUCUGAAUAUGUACUGAAUGCUACUAUUUUUAUUCCGUUUUAAUAUUAAUUACAGUAACUCCGACGUAUUAAUUAGAUUAUAGUGGAUGGGGACGAAGUGUGCUGGUGUUUUACUAUUUCCCUUAAAAAAUUUUUGCCACAAUAAUCUUCGGAAAAUGAGUAUCGACAUUGGAGGCAUGAGAAUUAAAUACAAAGACAAAAAUGAAACAUUUCUGGAAAAACAUUUAGUUUCGAAGGAACCCUUUGGUCAGUUUAAGUCUUGGUUUGAAGAAGCUUGUUCAAGGAAAGAAAUCUUAGAACCAAAUGCCAUGUGUCUUGCCACUGUUUCUCCAGAUGGACACCCAUCAGCAAGAUUUGUUUUGUGUAAAGGAUAUGGCAAGGAUGGAUUUAAGUUCUUUACUAAUUAUGGGAGCAGAAAAGCAAAGGAUAUGGAAGCCAAUCCAAAUGUGGCCGCUACAUUCUACUGGGAAGUCUUAAAUAGAUCAGUCAGGAUUGAAGGUCAAGUUGAAAAGUUGUCUGAAGAAGAAUCAACAAUAUAUUUCCACUCAAGACCAGUGCCCAGUCAGAUUGCUGCAUGUACCAGUUUUCAAAGUACUCCGAUAGAGUCCAGAGAUGUACUGUGUGAGCGUGAAUCAGUCUUGGAGGCGACAUACAUGAUACCUGGCAAAAAUGUACCUAAACCUAGCUUCUGGGGUGGAUACAUAAUUCGGCCUGUAGCUGUAGAAUUCUGGCAGGGCCAGCGGGACCGACUUCACGAUAGAAUCAAAUUCCGGAAGCCUAAAAAUGGGGAAGUUGCAGAUGGAAAACUUUUGCAUGAAGGUGAAGAUGGGUGGGUCUUUGAGAGACUAUCACCUUAGUGUUUUAACACAAUUGGUUAUGUAAACUGUCUUCCAUUAUGUUUUAAGAAUAUAAAUCACAAUUAUUAAACUCAACCUUGUUUAUUAAAGCUAUAUCACAGUU
Manduca sexta (tobacco hornworm) is the source of this 1094-nucleotide messenger RNA. It is a transcript of the gene Pnpo, whose product is annotated as pyridoxine-5'-phosphate oxidase. Gene Ontology annotation, molecular function: FMN binding; pyridoxamine phosphate oxidase activity. The coding region runs from base 221 to 991 and encodes 256 amino acids. NCBI's taxonomy places the organism in Eukaryota, Metazoa, Arthropoda, Insecta, Lepidoptera, Sphingidae. The transcript is spliced from 6 exons. The record is from RefSeq and is a predicted model, not a curated record. Gene Ontology annotation, biological process: pyridoxine biosynthetic process; pyridoxal 5'-phosphate biosynthetic process.